CGCAAUUUCCUUCCAUAAAUUAAAAUUAGUUUUGAUCAGCUAAAAAUAGCAGCUGAGCACGAUGGUAAAAUGGCAACGUGCUCGAGAGGGGGAAGCGGGACACGCCGGGGGCAUCGGGGGACCCAAGGGUCCCCAACUGCACCCUGGCAUCCGGCCUGGCACUGGGGGGGGCUGCUGGCCGAGCUGGGGGUCCCAGAGUUGUCCCCAACACGGAGCUGCCACCCCUCUGCUCCCCAGCUCCUGCCUGUGGCUGUGCUUUGGGGACAGCGGGGACAGCCAGGCCGGGUCUGUCCCCACAUCGGGGUGGGCAUGAGGGACCCCCUGGGGACACCUCAGUGCCACCCGUGGUUCUGCCCUGUUGGUGGCACUUGGGGAUUUUGGGGUGGCUCUUGCUGUGGGGGUGGCAGAAGAGCAGGAAUUGGGGGGGUGACAGCAGGGGGGUGUCCCAGCGCUGCGACAGGCUCGGGGGUGCUGGCACCCCUCGGGCAGGGUGGCACGGGGUGUCACCAGCCCCGUGUCCCUGCCCGGGCUGGCUCAGGCCGCAGGGGUGGGUGGGUGGUUUCGCUUUGCUGGCUCCUCGUGCAGCCACUUCCUGGCCUGCGGAGGUCAAAUUUAGUCUGCUGGAGCUUGAAAAAAAAAAAAUUUAAAAAAAAAAUCCCCAAAUUUGAACCUAAAACCAACCCUCCUUUUGUCCGAGGGACCCUCCCCGCCGCCAGCCCGGCCCCCUUUAAACGCCCUCCCCGUCCCACGGAGCCGCCAGGAGCAGCUUCAGGAGCAGCCCCGGAGCGAAGCCCGGGGUCUGGGGUGGGGUCUCUGCUCCCAAAGCCCCCUGAAGCAUUUGGGAUCACGGCCCACACCCACAGGUGCUCGGGGAGCGAUGGACUGGGGUGGCUGAGCAAGGCCGAGGGGAUUUUCUCUCCUCUAACUCAGCAGAAUUUCCCAAUUUCCCCCCAUUUUCCGCUUGGCCACCAUCUUCGCGGAAGAAGAAAUGACCAAACUUCCUCUGAAAAUCGAUUUUUUUUCACAGCCAAACUUAUUUUUGGCGGCGCUGGGGCGGACUCUGGCUGGGGACAGCCCCGAGGGUUGUGGGGCUCAGGCACUUCUCGCUGUCUUCCAGCCCCAAACCCAGCGGAGGAGGCGAAAAUGGGCCGAAAAAAAAUCCAGAUCAGCCGGAUUUUGGACCAGCGGAACCGGCAGGUGACCUUCACCAAGCGGAAAUUCGGGCUGAUGAAGAAGGCGUACGAGCUGAGCGUGCUGUGCGACUGCGAGAUCGCCCUGAUCAUCUUCAACAGCACCAACCGCCUGUUCCAGUACGCCAGCACCGACAUGGACAAGGUGCUGCUCAAGUACACCGAGUACAGCGAGCCCCACGAGAGCCGCACCAACUCCGACAUCCUCGAGGUAGCGGCCGGGCCGGCCCCGGGGCCCCGCGGUGGCCGCAGGGACCUGCUCACUGUCGCCUCCCCGCAGACGCUGAAGCGCAAAGGGCUGGGGCUGGAGAGCCACGAGCUGGAGCUGGAGGAGGGCCCGGAGCCGCCCGGGGACAAGGGCAGGAGGAGCGGGGAGGGCGUGGAUCUGUCCCUGGCGCGGCCCAGGUUUUAUAGCCCGGUGCCGCUGCCCGAGGCCGCCUACGGCAGCUCGUCCCCGGCCACCGAGGGCUCCCUGGGCAGCGGCAGCAGCUCCCCGCAGGGCCCGGGCCGCUCUCCCGCCUUCAGAGCCGCGGCUCCAAAGCCACCAGGACGGUCCCCAGGGCCACUGCCCCCAGGGCUCAGCUACCCCCUGUUCCCCGCCGCCAGCCUGAGCCGCGCCCUGGCCACCAAGACGCCGCCGCCGCUGUUCCUGGGGGCCGAGGGCCGGCGUGGCGAGUGCCAGGGCGGCGUGGCGAGCGGCCGGAGCGCUGCCGGCGCAGCGCGGCCGCUGUUCCCCGCGCUGCAGACGCUGAGCCCCGUGCUCAGCCCGGGCAGCUCCGGCCUCCCGAGCCACGGCCUCGCCGGCUUCCCCUUCCUCAGCCCGGCCCAGGCGGAUUUUGGGGCUGGCGAGGUCGCGCCGCCCCCCGGAUUCCUGCAGCCCCCCCCGGCGUGGCAGCACCCCCGGGACCUGGCAGCGCUGGGGGCCAGCAGCCGCACCGUCCCCGCGGAGGAGCCAGCCGCUGUCCCCGGCGCGUCCCCGCAGCACCAGGCCAUCAGCAUCAAGUCGGAGCGGGUGUCGCCGGGGCUGGGCUGCCCCCCGGGCACCCCCCAGCCGCCCCUGGCCAGCCUGGCGCCCCUCAGCGAAGCCUCCCGAGCCCCCGGCGACCUCCAGCCCCGCGAUGACUUCGCCAAGGGCUUCCCCCCGUACGCGCCGGGGCCGCCGCGGCCGCUGCCGGACGAGCAGAGGGUCCCCGUCCCCCCCGUCCCCCCUGUCCCCCCUGUCCCCACGCGCAGGGGACAGCCCGUGGACGUUUGGCACAGAUAGCGAGGCCGGCGGGGCGCGGGGACCCCGCUCGGGGGAGCAGCCCCCCGCCCCUGCCCCGUCCCAGCCCCUCGGGAAGCCCCCGGUGCCACCGGCAGGGUCACUGUCCCCACCCUAGGGACCCCCCUCCCCGGUGCCCCAAAUGCCACCAGGUCCCCUCCUUUCGGCCGUGCCAGGAGCCCGGCGCUGGACGCUGUCCCCUGCUGUCCCCUGCUGUCCUCUCCUGUCCCCUGCUGUCCCCAGCGAGCGGGAGUGGCCGGGAAGUGCCACGCGGUGGCAGCAGGACUGAGAGCAGCGGCAGCGGCUCCAAUUCCGGCCCGAUCCCGCGGCCAGGGGACAGGGGACACGAGAGGGGACAGGGGACAGCGCUGCGCCCCCAGCCCGGGGCUCUUUUCUAUUUAUUAUCCAAUAAAGAGCUGGGGGGCUCGGGGUGUCUGCUGUGAGGUUUUUGGGCUCGGGCAGCCCGGUUUGGGGUGGCACGGCAUUGCUGUCCCCACGGGAGGGGUGGCACGUGCCCGGAACCCCUCGGUCUCAGCGUCGCUGUCCCCCCCCCGCGUGUCCCCCAGGCUCAGGGGUCACUGCGCAGAGGGGUGGGUGACAGCCGGGUCACCCCUGGCCUGGCCGGGUCGCUGGGGCUCGGCCGUGCUGCUCCCACCCCUCGGUGACCCCAAAAAACCUCUCGGGGGUCUCGGGGGAGAAGGAAAAACCCCUGAAAUCGGGAUUUGGGGGGCAAGGCCGGGCCCAGCUGAGCUGAGCCUGUUUUAGCUCAGGGCUGGGCUGGCUUUGGGGGUUCUGCCGAUUUUUGGGGAGGGGGAGCAUCCCCUGCUGUGCUGGGCACGGCCACUCUGCUGGGGGGGACACGGCGGGACAGCGGGGUCCUGCAGCGCCACCACCCCACGGGGACACUGGGGAGGUCCGGGUCCCCCCAGCACCGCUUGGGCACCCCCAGGUUGGGUUGGGGGUCCCCCGCACCCCGCAGCGCCGGGCUGGGCCCCUUCCCUCGGCUGGGGGGGCGGAUAACAGCCCCGAGAUUAAAACCCGGGCGGGAGAUUAAUCCUGGGCAGAGUUUGCCCGGUUUAACGGCGCGCCGCAAAUACCAGGCGGGAUUAGGGGGCUGUGCCGAGCCCCGGAGCCGGGCCGGGCCCAGCGCCACCCCCAAGGGUGCCAGGUCCCCUCCAGGGCCACCUUUGGGACCGGGCCGGGGCUUGCGAGGCGGCGCGGCGGGGGCCGGGAUUUAGAUUUGCUAUGGCAACCCGCUGGCAUGGAAGGAGCGCCAGGAAAUGUCAGGGCGAGGUGGGCACGGCCGGGCGGCCAGGCGGGCACCGACACCGGCGAGGCGGAGGUAACGGAGCUCUCCCCCAGCUCCUCCCCAGCGGGACGCGGCCGGCAGCACCGCAGGGAUGCGUGGCAGAGCAGAACUCCCACCUCGCCCCGAUCCAGCCCCGUCCCUCACCAGGAGCGGAACGGAGCCUUGGGAAGACCCCAAAUCCCAGAAAUCCCGGCGGGAGCAGCCCAGGAGCUGCCCUGGGCUGGGAUUCCCUGCCCUGGCACCCGGGAAAGGCUCUUUGGGGUCUGCUGCGACCCCAGUCCUGUGGGAUCGCUGAGUGCCAGCUCCUCGUUCCCAGCUGGAUGGGAUCCAGCUCUUCCUGUUCCUGUUGGGAUGGGACAGAGAUUUCCUUGGGAUCGCGGAGACAGAGACGCUCUCGGUGACCGCCCCCCCCGGGGCCCCCCCCGGGCCGGGGGCAGUGACAAGGACGUGAGCGCAGCGCUGCCACCGCCCGGCCCCGGGACCCCGCCCGAGGACGGGGGCUGGGACAAGCGGCCGGAGCGAGGGACGGAGGCGGGGAGCGCCCCGGUGCCGGGCUGGAGCCGGCCCAGCCCCGCUGGGGGGGAGAUGUCGCCCCCGGGGCGGUUUUGGGGACGUUUGGGGACAUUCGGGGUCCCGCGGCGGGCGCUGCCUUUGCUGAUGCUAAUGGGGAGCGGUGUAAAAUCAGCGCUCAAAGGCGCCUUUGUGUCCCCGGGGGGCUCCGAGCAUCCAUCUUCCGCCUCCCCUCGGGGGUCUGAGCUGAAAGCAGCGUCCCGGGGGCUCCCAGGGACCGAGCUGCCGCUGCGGGCAGCGCCCGUGUCCAACCCGGCGGGUUUGGGGGGUUUUGGGCGGUUUUGGGCGGUUUUGGGGGGCUCAGGGCAUGCAGGCAGCGGAGGUGAUGGAGCAGGAGGCUUCCCCGGGCUGCGGCAUUUUGGGGGAAUUUGGGGCGUUUCUGGCACCGCAUCCCAGCGGAGGAGGCGCUGCUGAGGGCGGCACAGCGGGGGAUGCCAGGGGAGGGGUUUUGGGGGGCGCACCCCCAGAGCCGGGUACCCCGAGCCCUCGGGGGAUGCUCCGGGCGCGGGCGGAAGCGACAUCUAGCGGGAAGCGCAUCCCGUCGCCAGGGAGAUCGAUUUCCAUGGCAACGCCGGGGAGCGGCGCCGCUGGACCAGGGGCACCCCGGACCCGGCACGGGCCGGGGGUCCCGGCACUGGGGAGUGGGAGAUCAAACUGGGAUGUGGGUGAUCAAACUGGGAUUUGAAUGAUCAAACUGGAUGUUGGGUCCUGGCACUGGGAUGUGGGUGGUGGAACUGAGAUUCCGUUCUAUUCCUCAUCGUGCUGCUCUGCCUUGGUUGGUAAUAAAUUAAAUUAAUUUCCCCGG
Molecule: messenger RNA, 5135 nt
Organism: Passer domesticus (house sparrow)
Lineage: Eukaryota; Metazoa; Chordata; Aves; Passeriformes; Passeridae
Gene: MEF2B
Product: myocyte enhancer factor 2B
Exons: 13
Coding region: 70-2454 (794 amino acids)
Biological process (GO): positive regulation of transcription by RNA polymerase II
Molecular function (GO): RNA polymerase II cis-regulatory region sequence-specific DNA binding; protein dimerization activity; DNA-binding transcription factor activity, RNA polymerase II-specific
Source: RefSeq, a predicted model, not a curated record